This is a messenger RNA of Metopolophium dirhodum (rose-grain aphid), 1335 nucleotides long. Its product is annotated as cuticle protein 16.5-like. The record is from RefSeq and is a predicted model, not a curated record. The transcript is spliced from 2 exons. The coding region runs from base 111 to 473 and encodes 120 amino acids. Lineage: Eukaryota; Metazoa; Arthropoda; Insecta; Hemiptera; Aphididae.
GUAUAUAAGCGCAAGUCCGUCUCGAUACAAAUAUCAUUCGCAUAACAGCUUGUAAAACAAUAUCGACUUCCUUCAACUCAUCAACCUACCAAACCAAAUAAAAACCAAAAAUGAACGCCACCAUGAAAAUCACAUUAGCCGCCGUUGCAGUUUUCGCGUCCGCCAUGAUGACCGCUUCUGCCAAACCAACUGAACUCGUGCCCGCCGCCGCCAUCGCUCCAGUGGCCGUUGCUACGCCAUACGCUAGCUCGUUCACGUCACACAGCGUGGCCCACAGCGUGGCCACCCCGGUCGUACCGGCCGCUCCGUACGUGGCCGCCGCUCCAUACGCCGCGGCACCAUACGUCGCUUCGCCUUACGCGGCCGCACCUUACGUCGCCGCGGCUCCUUACGUGGCCUCUCCUUACGCCGCGUCGCCAUACGGGGCCUCUCCUUACGGUUACUACCCGUACGCCGCUCCGGCUUACCUGUAAAGGACGUUCCGAACUAAGAUUUAUUUUUUUUUUUUAUUUAUUUAAACUUACAAUGUGUCAACAUAUUACAUGUUCUUACAAGGUAUUAUUUUUAUAAUAAUGAUAUGGUUAACAGAAAAUUAUAGUGAUGUUGUUGUGGAAUGAAAAAUAAUGGGAGACAAGAUAUUAUAUAAAUAUAAAUUUUAAUUAUUAAUUAAGUUUUAACGACCUAAGAUGACCACCGCACAGCAGUCUCCACGCGACAACGGACGAGGGACGACCGCAACAACAACUGCUAACGCCACUGAUUCUUUUCAUUUUUAUAAUAUUUAGAUCGCAUUUUUUAUACAAAUAUCGUACAGACGAUAUAAUUUUAUAUAAUUUGUAAACAUAAAAAACCGUAAAUGUCACGGCGACACGAACAUAAUGUGUAUCGUGCGUGUAUAUACAUGCAAAAAUAUAAUGUAUCAAUAUUAUAAUAUAAUAUAAUAUACCUAUACACACACGUGUUCCUCCCCCUACCGACUUAAUAACCUACAGUAAAACUAAAAAUAGCUAAUGGCCUCAGCUGCCGGGCUCAAGAUCAAUUAAAAAAAAAAAAAAAUAUAUACCUAUAAUAUGUACAUACUAUGAAAUGAAUAUUUGUUUGUUUGUCCCCUGUAAUAUAUUACACCUUUUUUAUAUUCAUCAUGUUUAUUUGAAUUAAUUUGAUCGGUUAUGAACCAAUGCAAAUUAGGGUGCAAGUAUAGACACGUACGAGGCAGUUAUACACGUGGCUUAUAUUUAAAUAAUAUUAAUCUUACUAUGUAAGACUUACCGAUGUUUCAAGAAUUUUUUUCAUCGGUUAGUUUUGUCAUAUAAUAAUAUACGAAUAAUGAACUUA